Messenger RNA from Lactuca saligna, 444 nucleotides. The record is from the annotation of a GenBank genome assembly. NCBI's taxonomy places the organism in Eukaryota, Viridiplantae, Streptophyta, Magnoliopsida, Asterales, Asteraceae.
AUGUCAUCUGAUAGAACUCAAAAAUUGUUUGAUUCAAUGUUGAUACUACACCUUAAAAGUCUACCAAAACCGGAAAAGCUUAAAGAUGUUGGACUGGUUUUCUUCCCAAUAGUUGAUAAGAGUAAAUAUUAUACGAUAUGCUUUGAUCUAAGGGUUCCAACUUACUACAUGAUAGACCAUGUGAACCGAAAUGGUGUUGUUGAGGACAUCUAUGGAAUAAAACACGUUCGUGUGGGAAUUGGGAUUGCGGUUUUACAGGAAAAAAAACAGAGUGAUGUAGUUGCUUUAAAUAAUAUAAGAAUCAAAUACAUGGUAAGACUUAUGAAAUCGGAGUACAACAAGCAUAAAAGUAUGUUGGAGAAAGAUGUAGAAGAGUAUGAGAGGCUCGAUACAUUGCAGAAAUUGGAUGUGAUGAAUGAAGUGAAAGAAAUCAGGGAGAAGUAG